AUGUGGUUUCAUAUAAAAAUGGACGCUUUUCUUGUUAGCCUAACAAAGAUUGAACUCCCUCAAAACAUCUAUAAUGGGGAGUUAUCGUCACCAUCAAAAGCACAAAUUCAGUUAAGUCUACGUUUCUUGCCAUACUUGGAAUACAGAUUGUCUAACCGAUAUAUUAAUAAAUACACAGAUGUGAUUGAAGCGAACUUUGGAAACGAAAUCAUACCUAAGAUUACAAAUAAUAUGAAAGAUGAUAAGGGACUCCUCUCGGCAGUUUUUAACUUUCGUCAGGCUCAACAAAAAUUAUCUGAAACUUAA
Messenger RNA from Echinococcus granulosus, 306 nucleotides. RefSeq lists its product as hypothetical. The transcript has 3 exons. The coding region runs from base 1 to 306 and encodes 101 amino acids. The record is from RefSeq and is a predicted model, not a curated record. Lineage: Eukaryota; Metazoa; Platyhelminthes; Cestoda; Cyclophyllidea; Taeniidae.